CUCCAUAUAGGGCACCGGACGCACAACUAAGGAAUAGUUGAUAGUUGCUAACUUCCCACCUUCAGAAACGCUCGAUUGAGAGGGACUUCGGGCAAAGCCCAAGCUCAGAAUAUCGGCAUGGAAGAUUCCAGCAACGCAGGAGCCAACGGCGACGACGUUCUCGGUGUUUAUCACCUGCCUCGACCUCUGCCCCUAUGGCUCAACGCACAAUACGCGAAGCAUAUCGUGAAGGGUAACUUCAUGACCUUGAGUGCCCGCCCGAAGACCGUGGAACAGGGGGAGUGGAUCGCUCAUCAAGUGGUCGAGCACUACCGCAACCUUUGGAACUUCGUACGAGUAAUUCAUGAAAAAGAAGAAGACGGCAAUACGAUCUGCAAUCCCCAAACUUGCCCUCGGAUGUCCGCUGGCGCGAACCAUUCUUUCACAUGGCUGAACUACAAGCGGGAGCCCGUCGAGUUGCCGGCCUACGAGUAUAUCACGCUUAUGCAGCGGUGGAUAUCUGGAAAGAUCGACGACACGAAUAUUUUCCCUACUGAUACCAACGGCGUUUCUUACGCGCAUAAUCCAUCCAUCACCACGACGCCGCUCUCGCAACUAUCCAACCCCGAAGACAAAGAUUGGCUUGGAAAGCCCAGUGGGUUCCCCGAGAACUUCUUGGAAGUCUGCCAGACUAUCUUUAGACAGAUGUUCCGGGUAUAUGCUCAUCUGUAUUGGGCGCACUUCAUCGACCCGUUCUACCAUUUGAACCUCGAAAAGCAGUUGAAUAGCUGUUUCAGCCACUUCGUGCUGACGGCCUGCGCGCUGGACAUGCUAAAGCCUCAAGAGUUAGAGCCCAUGCAGCCGUUGAUCGACCUAUGGGCGGCCAACGGUACCUUCCCACCCGGCUCCAAGGCAUACGAGUAUUCCAACCAGAAGGCCGGAGAGCGAUUGAUGCAGCUUGCGAAUGUCGCAUAGAGUGCGCCUCGCCAUAUUGCACGACGACGGUAGCCUUUGAAGGCUGAUAUGCC
Daldinia decipiens is the source of this 1007-nucleotide messenger RNA. RefSeq names its product Mob1/phocein. Gene Ontology annotation, molecular function: protein kinase activator activity. Gene Ontology annotation, cellular component: nucleus; cytoplasm. Gene Ontology annotation, biological process: signal transduction; positive regulation of protein phosphorylation; cell division. The transcript has 4 exons. Lineage: Eukaryota; Fungi; Ascomycota; Sordariomycetes; Xylariales; Hypoxylaceae. The coding region runs from base 118 to 954 and encodes 278 amino acids. The record is from RefSeq and is a predicted model, not a curated record.